AUGUUUGUGGAAGGGAAGGAGUUAAUAUCCAAGCCCUUUACAUCAAAGUUGUUGGCAGGUGUUGUGGAACUAUGGCUGGAGAACUAUCGAUUUACCGUUUUUUGGACAAAAGCUUUGGUGGAGCAAAAGGGUCUGAUGAUUGGUGGAAAUGUAAUUAAUAAAUAUGGAUAUACGUGGUACCGUGCCAUUACUAGUGCCUACUACCGAGGUGCUGUGGGUGCACUGCUUGUUUAUGAUGUUACCCGGCAUUCCACUUUUGAAAAUGUUGAAAGGUGGUUGAGGGAGUUGAGAGAUCAUACAGAUCCUAAUAUUGUAGUGAUGCUUAUCGGUAACAAAUCAGAUCUCCGACACCUUGUGGCAGUCUCAACUGAGGAUGGGACAUCCUUUGCUGAAAGAGAGUCUCUCUUCUUCAUGGAAACAUCGGCAUUGGAAGCUACUAAUGUGGACAAUGCAUUUGCUGAAGUUCUUACUCAGAUCUAUCGCACUGUGAGCAAGAAGGCUAUGGAGACUGGCGAAGAUGGAGCAGCUUCGGCUGUUCCAUCCAAAGGGGAGAAAAUUGAUGUUGGCAAAGACGUGUCCGCGAUGAAGAGAGUUGGGUGCUGUUCAACCUAGUGUUUUAAAUUGAGUUCAACUGCAUUGAUGGGAUGCAGCUUGUUUGUUAUGCUGCAUCCGUUUCAAUGUACAAGUAUGCUUGGUAAAUUUUCUCGAAGACCCUGGCAUUAGGAGAUGGUUUACAAUUGCUUUUUUUUUUUUU
Molecule: messenger RNA, 754 nt
Organism: Ilex paraguariensis (yerba mate)
Lineage: Eukaryota; Viridiplantae; Streptophyta; Magnoliopsida; Aquifoliales; Aquifoliaceae
Source: the annotation of a GenBank genome assembly